Messenger RNA from Sinocyclocheilus anshuiensis, 6255 nucleotides. It is a transcript of the gene ankrd50l, whose product is annotated as ankyrin repeat domain 50-like. Bases 595 to 4914 code for a protein of 1439 amino acids. The record is from RefSeq and is a predicted model, not a curated record. The transcript is spliced from 6 exons. NCBI's taxonomy places the organism in Eukaryota, Metazoa, Chordata, Actinopteri, Cypriniformes, Cyprinidae. Gene Ontology annotation, molecular function: protein binding.
UGAAGAUGCGGCACCUGUAACCUGCACUGAGUCUCCAGUUCCGGUCAAUUAAACGGUAUUCAGAAGACUGGAAACCGAGUGCACUGUCAGCUAUUUCACUUCAUGCCCUGACAGGUUAAGGAGCAGGAGGGGAGGAGAUAAAGGACCAGAAAAACCGGUAAGCAGCUGGGAGCCGUGGAGAAUAUGCGAAAGGAGGAGUAGAUUUCAGUCUGGCCAGCAAAACCAUAAGACCUGUGAGGAGGAAGAAAUGAGCAACAACAGAAAGACGUGAAGAGAGAGUAAUACGUUUGAGGUGAGACUGAACACUGCCAUGGAGAAAACAUAAAACCGCAUAUUUCAAAGGGCUUCUGACUAGCAGCAUGACUUGGACCUACGGAAUUGCAAAAUACAAACACACCUGUAGCCAACAGUCAUCUGAGGACACUCUCUCUGAUUCUCCAUUCCGGGAACCUUUCAGUAGCAAUCAUUUGCAUACAGCCCAACUGAACCCCACUACCCUUUCUGUGUUAACUGCAGUGCAAGCUGUUUAAAGAGAUCCCAAGAGCCACUUGCUUUGCUUGUUCUAUUAGGGACUAUGGAGGCGGAUACAUCCUCAUGGUCCGUCCCUGUUCAUCUCCUGAGGGCCAGAUGAGGAGCAUGUUACCUAGCUUGUUACGGGGCCAGCGGUUCAACUGCCGUGAAUGGGCCCUCGAGAAACUACAAAGAUACCUAGAGGCACGAGACGCCACAAAGAACGUGGAGGGAACGGCCCGUGUCUCUCCAGGGGUCCUAGUGACUGGGGGCCAGGGCACGGGUAAGACGGCCCUCCUCACAGAACUGGUUUGGCCCCAGUCAGAAGCAUGCAGGGCGGCGGGGUUGGCAUCACGGUGUUUGGCCUGGCAUUAUUGCCAGCGAGAGGAUGCAGGCAGUAUUGAAGUGUGGAGAUUUGUACUGGGGCUGGUUGAACAGCUGAAGGAAAGUGCACUUCUAGGAUCAGACUAUGUGAAACAGUUAAGCAGUGCUGCUAUUGCUGCUGUCCUGGAGCCCCUCCACUGCCAAAGAGAACCUGAUGACACUUUUAAAAGGGCAGUAUUAGAGCCCCUCUUGUCUUUUACACCACCAGCUCACAGUGUGUUUAUUGUGGUUGAUUCACUGGACUCGGGGUAUUGUGGAGGUAAUGGAGUUGGAGAAAGCUCAAUAUCAGGAUCUGCAACCACUCAGAGUUCUUCUAUUGCAGAGCUCCUGCUCAAAUACCUACAGCUCCUGCCCCCCUGGAUCUUGCUGGUCUGCUCUGCACGCCGCCAGAACAAAGCCAUUUGCAAGAUGUUCUCAGGAUUUAGGAGGUUGUGUCUGGAUGACUUAAGGAAGCCUGCAACUGUACGAGAUGUGCAGCAAUAUAUCCUGCGGAGGCUUGACCAGGACGGGGCUUUGAGAAGACAACUUACACCAGAGACGGCUGAAAUGCUUAAUCUUUUGCACAUCAAAAGUGGUGGCUGUUUCUUGUUUCUUGAGCGAGUACUAGAUGGUAUUGCACAUGGUCGAGUAGGACUUCGAGAAAUUCGGGACAUUCCUGGCACACUGAAUGGCCUCUAUCUUUGGCUUUGUCAGCGACUCUUUCCUCGAAGGCUGUUUGUCCAUAUUAGGCCUUUGCUGAAUAUCCUUUUGGCAUCCCCACAACCACUAACAGCUGAGCAGCUCUACAGUAUUGCCAGAAGCCGUGACUUCUACCUUGGGAUUGGAGACUUCCAAGCACAGAUGGGGGCUCUGGCAUCUCUGUUUGUAGAUGGCCCUGAGGGCAGUAAACUCCUCUUUCAUAGCAGCUUUGCAGAAUGGUUAACUGAUGUUAAAUACUGCACACAGAAGUUUCUGUGUUAUGUGAAGGAUGGUCACCUUUCUUUGGCCAUGUCCCUCUCUCUUCGAGCUAGUAGUUUGAGUACAGAGGAGACUUGCCAGCUGGCCUACCACCUCCUCAACAGUGGAGUCCAUGAAGGUGAGCCAGCCCUCCUGGCACUGUGGUUGCUAUGGACUGGAGUUCCAGCUCUUAAUGGUGCCAGAAAAGACUGUUCUUCUAGUCAUACACCUGUAUUAGUUCAGCAAGAUGUGCUACAACUCUUGAUGAAAAGUGGAAUUUACCCUGCGAGCUGUUCCCCAGACAAAAGCUCCAGUGUCGGGGUUCACUGUGUUGGAGGAGAAGGCAGGAUAGUUCAGCGAGCAUUACAGAGGGAAGACUCUGUGAGAGCACUUCUAGACAGUGGAAUCCGUGUGAACCAUACAGACCCAUCAGAUGGACGGACUUUAUUAGCAGCUGCAGCCCAUGCUGGACUUGUAGAUGUAACAGCAUUGCUGUUAUGCCGUGGAGCAGACCCUUUACUUAACGACAACCAGGGACAGACUGCAUUGACUCUUGCUGCCAGACAAGGCCAUGUUGGUGUACUGCAGUUGUUGCUGGAGUGGGUGCAGGAGCAGGGGAGCAAGAGUCCCACAGCACAAGCCCUGCUGGAGCAUGUGGACAGUGAGGGAUGGACUGCUCUUCGCUUUGCUGCAUGGGGUGGCCACAAGGAAGCUGUGCGUCUACUUCUGGAAGCAGGAGCAGAGAUUCAUGGCUGUGAUUCAGAUGGCCGGACAGCCUUGCGAGCAGCAGCAUGGGGUGGACAUGAGGAAAUUCUGUUGACCCUCCUUGAUCAUGAUGCUGAAGUAGACCGCUCAGACCAUGAGGGACGUACUCCACUAAUAGCUGCAGCCUACAUGGGUCACAAAGAGGCAGUAGAGAUCCUUUUGAAUGCUGGAGCUGAUUUGAAUCUUGCAGAUAGGGAUGGACAUACCGCUUUGUCUGUUGCUGCAUUGUGUGUGCCAUCAGCAGCUGGAGGACGAGGGCAUGGAGAGGUUGUAAGCCUUCUGUUGGAGCGAGGUGCUGAUCCAGAACAUAAGGACCGAGAUGGAAUGACGCCUUUACUACUAGCCUCUUAUGAAGGGCAUGAGGAAGUAGUUGAACUCCUCCUGGAAGCUAGAGCUGAUGUAGAUGAAAGUUCUGGAUCUCAUCCAUCUGCUAUCACUCCUCUUCUUGUGGCUGCAGCUAUGGGGCAUGCUGGCACAGUUAACCAUUUGCUGUUUUGGGGGGCAGCAGUGGAUGGCAUUGAUGGAGAAGGCCGCACUGCUCUCUGCUUGGCUGCAGCAAAGGGUAGUGUUGAAGUUGUAAGAGCACUGCUGGACAGGGGUUUGGAUGAGAAUCACAAAGAUGACCUGGGCUGGACUCCAUUGCAUGCUGCAGCUUGUGAAGGUCACAAAAGUGUGUGUGCAAUAUUGACCGAGCGAGGUAGCAUGGCAUGUGUGGGUGAGCUUGAUGUAGAGGGUCGGAGCCCUCUAAUUCUAGCAGCACAAGAAGGGCACUGCAGUACAGUCAGGCUACUUCUAGACCAUAAGUCACCCAUCGAUCAUCGUGCAUAUGAUGGACACUCUGCACUCAGUGCGGCUGCUCUGCAGGGACAUCGGGAGAUUGUGGAGUUAUUGAUGCGUAGAGGGGCUGACACUGAUGUCCGUGAUGCUGAAGGAAGACCCCUUCUUUAUUUGCUGGUCCUGGAGGGCCAUUUAGACAUGGCCACCCUACUCAUAGAAAAAGGUGGUGUCCCUUUGGAGUCAAAAGAUGCAGAAGAGCGAACUGCACUCCAUGUAGCAGCUUGGCAAGGAGACCUGGAAGGUAUUGAACUGUUGCUGAUAUAUGGAGCUGACCCAAAUGCCAGAGAUCUUGAUGGUCGGGCUCCUUUGCACUCUGUGGCAUGGAGAGGUCAUGCAGCUGCUGGCAGGCUGCUCCUUAGGGCUAAAGGUCUUAAUGUAGACCUGGCUUGCAAACAGCAGGGUGCCACAGCACUUAGUAUUGCUGCUCAGGAGGGGCAUGUUGAAAUUGUGGCCAUGCUUUUAGAGAAAGGUGCAGAACCAGACCAUGUGGACCGUUACGGUCGCAGCCCAGUUAAGGUAGCAGGAAAACAAGGUCAUUUCACAAUUGUGCGACUUCUGGAGAGUUAUGGCGCAAAGUGCUUCUCAGGUCUCAUACCAUUUACACCUAGUGGUGCUCCCAACAAUUCUUACCUUUCAGCCAUAGUCAAGACCCAAGCAGCUAUUAGUUCAGGAGAAGUGGGUGUUGAUGGAGUCCCAGCCACAUCUUCUCCAUCUUCGACCUCAGUUUCUGCCUCCUGUUCCCCAGCUUCCACUGCAGAGCAUUUCCACUCCAUGCCUGCCUCACAGACAUCCUCCUCCACCUGCCAAUCCCUGGCCACAGUUCAGACCGUGCCUGCGGACAGCCUAAAUUUCAUCCAGCAGAUACAACAACAUUCGCUUCCUCGUUGCCGCAGUCGGCCAUCCACCUUGCCUCUACCUGGCUCCAAUCCUACCAGUCUUCAGGGCAGAGCUUCUAGGCACAAUCAAAAGUCUGUUCCCAAGAGCAGUCCCACAAACGAACAGUGUACGUUCACUGAACUGCUGGACUCAGACAAACCCUUAAAGGGGCUUGGAUCAUCGGGGGAUAGCAACUACCUCUUAAAACCUAAAACUCCUUACAUCAUAGAGGAUGUGAUGGAGAAGAACCUCAAACAAGCUGGAGGAGUAGAUAUAAAGUGGAACUCCGUUAUGGCUUCCUUAGGGGUAAUGCCAAAUCAAGAGGGCCCAAUUCGACAAACAAAAAUUAGGGAAAGCCCCCCUUCGGGGUACCCUCAUUUUCACUUCCAAUCCCAUGCACAAAAAGAUGAUUGGGGUGGAAUUCAAAAGACAUCCAUGUCUCCAACCAUUGACCUUUUAUCUGUUUCCCCACAUAGUGCCUUACAUGAUGAGUCUGUGUUUAACAUGACAACUACUGACCCCCAGUUGAAUCUCAAACAGGCAAUUAAGCUGCAGUUUGAAGGGCCUACCAGUGCAGUACUUUACCAGCGGGAAACCCCUCUCUGAGGCAAACCUGGACAUUUAGGAGUUCAAGGAGGUGAGGGUUGUGUGGGUAAUCACUGCACUGUGUGUGGAAGGUGUUGAGAGUAGAGGAGGAUGGCAAAUGAGAGCGUCAUAACACAGACCUCCACCUCUCUAACCCAAUGACCCCAAAGCACAAAAGAGGGAAAGACAUAGAGAGUCUAGAGGAACCUGAGUUCAAAGGCUCAAGCUGUGUACAUUCCAGAGUUUUCCUCCUCAUCCCGUCACAAUGGAGAGCAGCUGGCACUCUCUCAUUCUCUGUCAUACAAUCACAGGAAAAUAUUUUUACAUUAAGAGGGACACUUAUGGAUAUUUGCUCUGCUGGUGUUGUGCAUUUGCAAAAGUCAACAUAUACAUACCCCAGGGAUUUUUGUGCACAUAUCUCAGCAUGAAUGGCACAACUUUUCAUAGACAAAAGAGCUAUUCACUCUUAUAAGAGCUAAUAAGAAUUCUGUUGAAACUGGAGUGCAUCUAUCUACAUUAAAAAUAGUCUUUUUGGGUGAUCUGCUGUACAUUGCUCAGACUCUUUGAUUUACACCCAGACUUGGGCUUGCUGGAAGGAAAAAAGGGCUUUUUCAAAGCAACACUGUCGCUUACUGCCUUUAUUUGCCAGAUAUGUGUUAAUGACUUGUGGAAGUAAGUCAUCAGCAAUGUUUGUCUUUUAAAGAUGUGCUUCAUUUGACAUACUAUUUGUUUCAGGAUAUAGACUUGUCCAUAGUUGCUACUCCUUAUACCUUGAGUUUUUUUAAAUUAUACAUUCUGUGAUUGUCAACCGGUGAACCAGUUGACCUAUCAACAGGGGAAAUUAAUAUUUUAAAGCUUCAUUCCAAUUGAAUUACAGAAAGAGAUGGGAAAAAUAAAGUGAGAAGUUACUGUUCUACAAGUAGAUAGAGGGAGUUAGAGAGGAAGACAUGAUCUCCUAUACAUGCUCAUCGGUCAUUAAAACCUUAAAAGAGGUGCGAAAGGUGACAGUGAUGUGAUUUUUAUACUUUACCAUAGUUAAUUUAUAAUGUUUAUAUUGUUUUGUAUGUUAAAAUUUAUUAAGGUGCACUAAUUAAAACUGUAUAUUAUCUUGUGUGUCUGUGUAAAAAUUUGUGUUGAAACAAGAAAGAAGCAAACUUGGCAUCCCUUUUGGUUUGCAUGCGUCAUAUCAUUUAGCACCUCUGUCCCUCACAUAUAGUACUCGUAUAAACACAGUCAGGAAGAGCUAGUUUGUAUAUGAUUUACUUGACCCUCUAUGGAAUUGCCAUUUGUGCAUUAAAACAUUUCCAGCAUUUGUUAGGCUAUCAUGGUAUAUUACAAUGUCACAGAAAUCAAGAAUAACAA